CGAAGACCGAAUAUCGGCAGCCCUAACCCCCGUCUGGGGUUCUGCGGGCGAGCGAUCGAGUUCUUGACUCGUUCGCUCGAGCUCUGCUUCAAUGUCUGCACUCAUCGCAUCGGACCUUUCAGGUCUCACCCUCGUAUCCAAAGGGAAGGUACGCGACAUCUACGCGACGUCGUCGCCGGAUCACCUCCUCUUCGUGGCCAGCGACCGGAUAUCCGCAUACGAUGUCAUCCUGAACAACGUGCGUUCUCCGGGCUCCUUCCCCCCGAACGAAGUACAACAGCUUUGCUCAUCGCGCCCUCGCGCGCGUCUGCAGGGCAUCCCGGACAAGGGAAAAUUGCUCACGCAGAUAUCUCUGUUCUGGUUCGGCCGUCUGAGAGAGACGAUCCCGCACCACGUCGUGACUGCGAAUAUCGACGAGAUGCCCGAGGAGGUGCGGAAGUAUAAGGAUCAGCUCGAGGGGCGGACGAUGCUGGUCAAGAAGGCGAAGGUCGUGCCGUUGGAGGCCAUCGUUCGCGGUUAUAUCACGGGAUCCGCGUGGUCCGAGUAUCAAAAAUCUGGGACCGUGCAUGGUCUCCCCCUUCCCGCCGGGCUCAAGGAAUCAGAGAAGCUGCCCGCCCCUCUCUUCACGCCGUCCACCAAAGCCGAUCAAGGCGAGCACGACGAGAACAUCUCGCCAGACCAAGCCGCCAAACUCGUCGGACAGGAGCUGUGCGACAGGAUCUCGGCCGUCGCGAUCCAGCUGUAUACCGAGGCCGCCCGCUACGCGCUCUCCCGCGGGCUCAUCCUCGCCGACACGAAGUUCGAAUUCGGGCUCGUCCCUUCGCCGACCGGCGCCCGGGACGAACUCAUCCUCAUCGACGAGGCCCUCACGCCCGACUCUUCCCGCUACUGGCCCGCCUCUGGCUACGCGCCGGGCGGUCCGCAGCCCAGCUUCGACAAGCAGUACCUGCGCGACUGGUUGAAGGAACAGGGGUUCAAGAAAGGUUUGGAGGCCGGUAAAGACGGCCAGGGGUGGACCAUGAGCGAGGGGGUCGUGCGGGGAACGAGGGAGAGAUAUGUCGAGGCCAGGGAAAAGCUCGGGGCAUGACAUUCUGGGGAGGAGCGAAGCGACCAAAUGACUGUAGCACAAAACCUAUGUAGAACGCGACAAAUCUUAUCAUUAUUUCUGAUCC
Messenger RNA from Heterobasidion irregulare TC 32-1, 1172 nucleotides. RefSeq lists its product as uncharacterized. Bases 92 to 1087 code for a protein of 331 amino acids. The record is from RefSeq and is a predicted model, not a curated record. Gene Ontology annotation, biological process: 'de novo' IMP biosynthetic process. NCBI's taxonomy places the organism in Eukaryota, Fungi, Basidiomycota, Agaricomycetes, Russulales, Bondarzewiaceae. Gene Ontology annotation, molecular function: phosphoribosylaminoimidazolesuccinocarboxamide synthase activity. The transcript is spliced from 3 exons. Gene Ontology annotation, cellular component: cytoplasm.